This is a messenger RNA of Laetiporus sulphureus 93-53, 2118 nucleotides long. Its product is annotated as alpha beta-hydrolase. The transcript has 6 exons. The record is from RefSeq and is a predicted model, not a curated record. The coding region runs from base 16 to 2118 and encodes 700 amino acids. Lineage: Eukaryota; Fungi; Basidiomycota; Agaricomycetes; Polyporales; Laetiporaceae.
AAACCUGAGCGUGUCAUGAAGCCCGUCUUCAGCUAUCUCUGCGGAUCUAUCGUUGUGCUCCUCAUCUCAACGAGGCUUGCUAAUGCUGGAUCGAUAUACCCUGACACGGACGUAGUGGUCAUAUCCAACAAUGACCUGAACCCCUCGAACCCAAAUCGUGCAAGUGCGCUGUAUCUCAAGAGCGGCUUCAACUGCUCGCAGGCGUACGAGGCGUGUUCUCAGCUACAGGAGACUCUGCUUCCUGCACCUGGCAGCACAGGCUUGACUGCAGUAAACCUGUCCGCGGCGCUCGUGUCCGAGAGGCAUGGUGCUGCUUUGAGCAGAACUCAGCAGGUCUGGGUUGCUGGAGACGCCACGGACACGUGCAACGCGUUCACACCAAGCUACCAGUAUUCCGAGAUGGGGUACCAGCCUGGAGGUGCUGUCGAUCCAAACGAGUUUCUACCAGUUCUAUGCACGAAUUCUGCGCCAUUCACCCGGUCGAACGUCACAUCUUAUGACACUUCGCGCCAAAUCCAGUUGUCCACUCCUUCAGCUGGCAUUCUUACCGGCUUCAGGGACAAAUUCAGCUUUCGGUUCCUAGGCAUUAAGUACGCAGAGUCAACUGCAGGCCAAGACAGAUUCCAGCCUCCCACCGCAGUCCAAAUCGAGUCAGGCACUGAGCGAUCGGCUCUCGUUUAUGGUGCAAAGUGUGCCCAGCCGCCCGAUGCUGAUAAUGGUCACCUUCUGUACACGGACGAGGAUUGCAUGUAUCUCAACGUGUUCUCUCCCGUCGUCAACUCUGGGACGAUACAUGACGAGAGCGCGCCCAAGCUUCCGGUCAUGUUCUUCAUUCACGGGGGCGGCCUCAACACUGGAGAUAGUGGCCCGUUUCCCUACAACAUGACCACCAGCGGCUUUGUGGGCAACUCAAUCUCAAGUAUCUACGAUGGUACCAAUCUAGUCUCAUACGGAGGGGUCGUUUUAGUCACAAUCAACUACCGCCUUACUGCGUUCGGGUGGUUCAACGCCUCCAACGCUGCCCUGAAAGAUACCUUGUUAGCCCUGCAUUGGGUGCAAGACAACAUUGAAUCAUUCGGCGGUGACCCAACGAAAGUGCUGAUCUUCGGCGAAUCUGCGGGCGGUGUAAUGACCAGAUAUCUCCUGGGCACAAAUCCUAAGUACACAGAGGGUCUUUUCAGUGCUGCAAUACUCGAAUCGGAUUUCCCUCUGUUAUAUCCUUUCCUGGCUCCGACACUCGCGCUGAAUAACUCCCUAACGCUCGCAAAGUAUCUAGGAUGUGCGGUCAACUCAUCGACCUUCUUCACAGAUGAGAUGGCUCUAUGCGUUCAGAACCUCCCGGCAGGCGAUAUCGCGAUGGCCGCAUACUAUCUCGGCAUCUAUUGGGAUAUCACUGUCGAUGGCGACUACGUUUUGACAGAUAUAGCAUCAAGCAUCGAGGAUGGAGUCUACGCUCGUGUUCCGACGAUCUGGACGAGCAACGAAUGCGAGUUUUGCUACUUUAUGCCAGCGAGCAUCCCUCCGAACUCCUCGUCCUCUGUGUUCCCGGAUAGCCUGUCGCUCGUUUUCAACAGCACCCAGGCAGAGCGUAUCCUGAAUGCGACAGAUCUGUAUCCAUACCAGACUGCCUCUGCGGAGGACGGCAUCUCCGGUGCAGUCCUGACCUUCGCACGGCUCUUUACCGAUUACUUCGUCCACUGCCCAAUGGUCUAUCUCUCCUCUCUGGAGACGAACACGACCAAUCCCGGCAACUCCUACAAGGUGGAGUUCGCAACCGGCCUCGGCUCUCCGCUCACUCCCAACCCUGCGACGUGCCCUGGCCAAGUAUGCCAUGCAGACGAACUCUACUGGGUGUUUGCCACCGCAGAGACGGACAACCUAUACCAGCCGCUCACCGAGAGUCAGGUGGUGACGACGCGAGAGGUGAUCAAUCGGUGGACAUCGCUUGCAUGGACGGGCAAUCCGAAUUACGAAGGUGCUGAAGUGGAGUGGACAUCAUACGUAGGCGACAAUGAGAUCGUCAUCAAUGCGACGGCGAUGGAGACGUCAGAGGCAUACAGGGUGGCGCAGUGCGACUUCGUUCAAAGCCAGUUGGGCUUUUUCUUCGGGAGCCCGUGA